Messenger RNA from Moneuplotes crassus, 1325 nucleotides. The record is from the annotation of a GenBank genome assembly. NCBI's taxonomy places the organism in Eukaryota, Ciliophora, Spirotrichea, Euplotida, Euplotidae.
AUGGCUGAACAGACUAAUCAUUCAGAGUCAUAAUAUUGGUAGACUCUCUAGACCUGAGCUGAAUGUUGAAGAGAGUUGAAUUGGUAGAAUAGAGAUUCUGCAUUAGAGGAAAUUAUAUAUAGCACCCAGAACCUGCUAAAAAUUAAGUCCUCCAUGUUAUUUAUCAAAAAAGAGCAUUCUGGAUAAAUAAAUUAUGGCAUUUAAACUAAACAAGGUCUUCUUAAAUUUAGUUAUUUAAUCCAAUGAUGAUAAUUAUUCAGACGCCACAAAUCAGUAAAUUAUCCAAAUUGAACUCAAUCUUACUUCUGAUUGGUCAGUUCAAAAUAAAAAUUGAGCGAUCAGGCCCUAAUAAAGAUUUUUAUUUCAUAAUUUCUUAUACUAUAUCAUCCUAGAAAUUGGUAUUUUCAGACAAUCGAAAAGGAGAGUUAUGUUUCGCAUUAAACAAGACUAUCCUUACCAAUAAAUAUAGCAAGAUUUUGAAUUUUACAGAAAGUAGAGACUAAGGAAUGAUUAACACCGAACCCGCCGACCUUAUGAGUCAAAGUGACCAGAUACAUCAACAGUUUUGCCAACUCCCCUUGACCACUGAGAUUAUCUUGCAACAAGAUCCUCCUUGUGAGGAAGGGGAAGAGCUUGACCUGCAAAUACAUUCCCAGUUUUAGUAAAUUGCAACUUCAGUGAGAUUCAGAUAAUGAAAUCGACACCCUUGGAAAUACCAGUGAUCAAGAGCUUUCAGACAAUGAAAUCCUUAUGAGAGCUCCCAAACUCAGAGCACUGAGCCUUGAUAGCAAUGAUAGUAUCCAAGGUUUUAUGCUUCCCACUGCAGCUUUGAAUACAAUGGAUAUGGAUGGAAAUAUGCCAAAUUUUGGGACUUCCAACAACCAAGUUUCUUUGGAUACCCAAAGCAGUCAACUUCAGAGUGGUUUUCAACUUCAAGAUGGCAGUUGUCAAAGCUUGCAGUUACAAAGAAAUGUUCAAUCUGAUUUUCAAUUCCAAAACAAUGAAGAAAUAGGAGUUCAGCAAGAUCUGCAGGAUUUAGGUGAAGAAGAAUUGAUUUUAUCAGAUAACCAAGAUAAACCCUCCUCUCAAUGUCAGGCUUCUAAGUUUAUUUUAGGUGCCUCCAAAGUGCAAGAAAACCCAGAUGGGGUUUCCAUGCAAUCCGGCUACAAACCUCAAACUAUUUUAGGUUUCCUGUCCUCCCAAGUGUCAACAAGGUUGACUUAAGGUAGAAUAGAUUUAGCCAACCCUGUGCUGGAGCUAGACCUCUAGCCCCUCUGCACACCCUUCAUAUUACUCUUUUACAAGUUCAAUAGCCAUUUCUCUUU